Messenger RNA from Gymnodraco acuticeps, 2034 nucleotides. Its product is annotated as probable polypeptide N-acetylgalactosaminyltransferase 8. Bases 1 to 1884 code for a protein of 627 amino acids. The transcript is spliced from 11 exons. The record is from RefSeq and is a predicted model, not a curated record. NCBI's taxonomy places the organism in Eukaryota, Metazoa, Chordata, Actinopteri, Perciformes, Bathydraconidae. Gene Ontology annotation, cellular component: Golgi apparatus.
AUGCACAGAAGCCCCAGGAUGAGAUCUGGCUGGAUUAAAGGAUUCCUUCUGGCCUUUGCCAUAGCUGGGUCUCUUCUUUACCUCGGCUCCAUAAAGAAGGAGGUUCAUACCCACUCAGAGAGACUUAGUAGUGCCCAUCACAACGACUCCAUCAGGGGUCAGGGGAUGCUCAACAGGAUGGACAAGAUGGAAACAGACAUCAACAGACUGCUCAAUGUGAUGAAUAAACUUGAAAAGAAGGAACUGGUGAACCAGAACAACGCAGAUGUGAAGAAGGAGAGGAGCGUGGUGAGGAAGCUCUACCCGAACUCUCAUCUGUUCACCAAGUGGGGGGACGAUCUGUCGGAGGAGGAGCAGAAGGAGGCAGAGAGGUUGUUCCAGAGCUACGGAUACAACGCCUUCCUCAGUGACCGGCUGCCCCUCAACAGAGAGAUCCCUGACACCAGGCCAGCCAGGUGUGCUGAUAAAAAAUACCCUAAGGAUCUGCCUUCCAUGAGUGUCAUAUUAAUCUACCUGGAUGAAGCACUUUCUAUCAUCAAAAGAGCCAUUCGCAGCAUCAUAGACAAGACACCAGCUCACCUGCUGAAAGAAAUCAUACUUGUGGAUGAUUACAGCAGUAACGAAGAUUUAAUGGAGAAACUGGAUGAAUACAUAAACUCUAUCCACGAGGAGCGUCCAGCCCUGGUGAAGAGAGUCCGUCACUCCGAGCGGCUCGGCCUCACUCAGGCCAGACUCUCGGGGUGGAAGGUUGCUGUGGGGGAAGUGGUGGCCAUCUUGGAUGCUCACAUAGAAGUCCAUGUUGAAUGGGCAGAGCCCAUGUUGGCUCGGAUCAAAGAGGACCGCACCGUGAUACUGACACCAGUGUUUGACAAAGUUAAUUACGACGACCUGAAACUUAUCCCCUACAUACCAGCUGCGGAUGCCUUUGACUGGGCUCUGUGGUGCAUGUACGAGUCCUUCAGACCCGAGUGGUAUGCUUUAAAGGACGACUCACUGCCUGGAAAGAGCCCGGCCAUCAUGGGGAUUCUUGUAGCUGAUAGCAAGUUCUUUGGAGAGAUCGGAAGCCUUGAUGGUGGAAUGAAAAUAUACGGCGGUGAAAAUGUGGAACUCGGCAUCCGGGUGUGGCUGUGUGGAGGAAGCAUAGAGGUUAUUCCUUGCUCUAAAGUUGCCCACAUUGAACGAGCCAGCAAGCCUUACCUCCCUGAUUUGAGUGGAAUGAUGAGGCGUAAUGCUCUGAGGGUGGCCGAGGUGUGGAUGGAUGACUAUAAGAACAAUGUCAACAUUGCCUGGAACCUUCCCUUCGAAAAUCAUGGGAUAGACAUUGGGGAUGUGUCGGAGAGGAAAAAGCUGAGAGAGAGGCUGAACUGCAAGCCCUUCCAGUGGUAUCUGGAUAAUGUUUACCCCAUGCUAGACCCUUUGAAGGACCUGCUAGCUUAUGGAGCGCUUGUUAAUGAUCUGAUGCCUAAAUUCUGCAUUGACCAAGGCCCAAUGCCUGGGAACACUCCCAUUGUAUAUGGUUGUCACUACCAGUUCAGCCAGCACUGUUAUUAUCGCACCAAUGGACAACUGUACAUCGGUGGAAUAAAAUCUCACAAGUACAACAGCAACCGCUGUCUGUCGGACCCCGGCUCCGGAGUCCAUCCAGGACUGUAUGAGUGCAAAAUGGCCGAGCAGAAGAAAUUCCACAUACUGUGGGAUUUUAAACAGGAUGGAGCUAUCCAGAACAGAGAAACAAAGAGGUGCCUAGAAAUAAUGAUGGCUGGAUACAGCAAUUAUAAACUGGUUGUUCAGCAGUGCACCAGUCAGAGAUGGAAAAUACAACAUCUCAUCAAAGGCCAGCUUGGUGGGCAGGGUUCAGAAGACAGGAUGAUAAAGGAGCCAUGACAAUCUGCAGCUCAGUGAAACACACGUUUGCUUUUGGGGCAAGUUUACAUUUUUGCUUUGGACGACUUGGAUCUACGAGAGGCAAACUCUGUGACAAAAUGUAUUUAAAUGAUUGUUUUCGAAAAAUAUAAUAUUGUGACAAAAAAUGAA